GGGUUCUCCUGGAGUUGGCUGAGAGUGAGUGUCAGUUCCUGAACGGCACCGAGCGGGUGAGGUACGUGCAGAGGUACCUCUACAACCGGCAGCAGAACCUGCACUUCGACAGUGACGUGGGGAAAUUUGUGGGCGACACCCCCUGGGGACAGCGCGUUGCCGACUACUGGAACAGCCUGCCCGACUUCAUGGAGCAGAGGCGGGCUGCCGUGGACACGUUCUGCCGGCACAACUACCGGGUGGCUUCCCCUUUCAGCGUGGAGAGGAGAGUCCAGCCCAAGGUGCGGGUCUCCCCGAUGCAGUCGGGCUCCCUGCCCCAGACCGACAGGCUGGUUUGCUACGUGAGCGGAUUCUACCCGCCGGAGAUCGAGGUGAAAUGGUUCAAGGACGAGCAGGAGGAGACGGAGCGCGUGGUGUCCACGGACGUGAUCCAGAACGGAGACUGGACGUACCAGGUGCUGGUGAUGCUGGAGACCAGCCCUGAGCGCGGGGAGAGCUACAGGUGCCAGGUGGAGCACGCCAGCCUGCAGCAGCC
Molecule: messenger RNA, 535 nt
Organism: Chaetura pelagica (chimney swift)
Lineage: Eukaryota; Metazoa; Chordata; Aves; Apodiformes; Apodidae
Product: class II histocompatibility antigen, B-L beta chain-like
Exons: 3
Biological process (GO): positive regulation of T cell activation; immune response; immunoglobulin production involved in immunoglobulin-mediated immune response
Cellular component (GO): membrane; MHC class II protein complex
Molecular function (GO): MHC class II protein complex binding
Source: RefSeq, a predicted model, not a curated record